Molecule: messenger RNA, 2920 nt
Organism: Nasonia vitripennis (jewel wasp)
Lineage: Eukaryota; Metazoa; Arthropoda; Insecta; Hymenoptera; Pteromalidae
Gene: Rab10
Product: ras-related protein Rab-10
Exons: 5
Coding region: 319-921 (200 amino acids)
Biological process (GO): cellular response to insulin stimulus
Cellular component (GO): recycling endosome; Golgi apparatus; insulin-responsive compartment
Molecular function (GO): GTPase activity; GTP binding
Source: RefSeq, a predicted model, not a curated record
AUAUACUGGUCAGUUGCCACUUCUUUGAUCUAAAGUUGCACUCCCCUGGUAGUUCUAAAUUUCUGGCAGUGGUGCAUCAGAGGAAAUAGGCUAGCGACGGUUAUAGUUCCCCGUUCUCGUCGCAGUCGCGAGCCGUGCGUGUGUGUCUCUCCUCUCUCUCUCUCUAUCCCCCCCCCCUCCUCUUGAGCUAUAUACGUUUUUCAAAGCCUCUGCAAUAUCGCACACGUCCGUCCCCGGGUCGUCGUCGUCGUCGCGUCGUGCAAUACUUGCAAUCCAGUUCCAGUGUAUACUUAGCUAAGUGCGAGAGAAGAAGACACAAUGGCGAAGAAGACGUACGACCUGCUGUUCAAGCUGCUGCUCAUCGGCGACAGCGGCGUCGGCAAGACAUGCAUCCUCUUCCGUUUUUCCGACGACGCCUUCUCCACCACCUUCAUAUCCACCAUAGGCAUAGACUUCAAAAUAAAAACUGUGGAAUUAAGAGGAAAGAAGAUCAAGCUUCAAAUAUGGGACACAGCUGGACAGGAAAGAUUCCACACUAUCACAACAUCCUACUACAGAGGUGCAAUGGGUAUAAUGCUAGUGUAUGAUAUAACAAAUGAAAAAACAUUUGAGAAUAUAGUUAAUUGGUUGAGGAAUAUUGAUGAGCAUGCAAACGAAAAUGUGGAAAAAAUGAUUUUGGGAAACAAAAGUGAUAUGGAAGAUAGGCGUGAAGUCAGUACUGAAAGAGGUGAAGCAAUAGCCAGAGAGCACGGCAUAAGAUUCAUGGAGACGUCGGCGAAGGCCAACAUCAACAUCGACCGUGCGUUCCGCGAACUUGCGGAGGCCAUUCUUGACAAGACCCACGGCAAAGAGCCGCAGGAUGCGCCUGACCGUGUAACCGUAGAUCGAAGAGUCGAGCGAACUUCCAGCCGAUGCUGUUGAAUCGUCCUUACAAUCGGCCGUUCUGAUCUGAUCUAUCCUCUUUUUUACAAGAGGAAGAAAAAAAUAAUCAGCACGUAUAAACGCCACACACGAACAGAAACACAAAAUGAAACACCAACACUCCUACGCUCGCACGCCAUUUUUCUUUUCGUUUAUCUUUUCUCUCCUAUAGCUGCUUUCUCCGGCUGUAUGCAAUAUUCGCAAACGAGAUCUUUCCCGGGAAAAUGGGCCAUUUCUGGCGAACAUUAAAUUAAAUAAGUUCAGUGGUUGUGAGGUGAUGCACGCAUUGACCGUGGAUAGUAGUUAAUUCAUUUUUUGUGUAAUAUUUUAUGCUUAGUAAUUCUAGAAAAUUAAUUAUUUUAUUUCUGAGCGGUGAUUCAUAUGUUUACGUAUAUGAUGAUAGAAUAUCGGUAUUACGUAAUCGUUUUUAGGUUCUAGUUUAUAUCGAUCGUUCCUGCACAGGACGUAUUUAAUUUUUGUUUUAGAAACCAAAAUCAUUGUCAUAGAUGAUUUACAAUAUAUGCUCCACUCCGAUUUUGUGAUUUUAAAAACUAUUAAAUAACUUAUGAAAAUGAUUUUACUUUCUAGUAAAAAAGAAAGAAAAACUAUGACACAUUGAGUCUACCAAGCAGAAGAUUAAUUCUUUGCAUUCUAUUAUAAAAAUCGAUCCACGAGCGUGUAUCGUACAUAAAGUUUUUUCCUGCAAAAUUAAAUUAUAAUCCUACGCGGUUGUUAGCUUUAGUAAACGCGUAAUCGCACGAUGUAAUUGCUUACUGUACAUUGUUGUAACUGAUCACUACGUGAACAAACGAAAAUAGAUCGAAAGAAUAUAUAUGUAGUACAUAUACUCUUUUCCACUGCUGAAGCGUCCGUGAGAUUGUCGCGUUAGAUAGCCUUCUUAUAUACAUAUAACGAAUAGUAACUGUUUUUUUCUCUUCUCCUCGUCUUACACCUUCACUACAAGAAAGUAGCGUUUUUAUAACGGGUGGUUACAUAGCAAAUGUGUAGUCGUGUUUUUCUACCUCUUGACAAGACUGUUGUCAUAAAGAAAACUUGAAUUCUAUUGUGAUUUCUGUGAUGCUUUACCUGCAAAAAUUACGAUCACUAAUUGUUUUAAUUUAUGAUUACAUUGCUGCAACUAUACUUAAUUUUAAUAUUCUCGGUUUUCAAGAAAGCACCUUUUCAGCGAAUUAAUUCGUUGUACAAAGUGAAUGUACAUUGCAAAAUAAUCAUCGAAAAGUGAUCAAAUAUUUCAUAAAGUAAUUUAUUUGAAAAAAAUUUGAUAUAUUUUUAACAAGUCCAGAAAAUUUUUCACAAGUAUCAUGUUACUGACAUGAUAAGAAACAUAACUUUACAAAUUUAAAGUAAAAACUUGUUCGUAUGAUGCAAUCACAAUUAACCAUCUUUUAUAAAUAAAUGAUAAAAUAAAUACAAGAGGGGCAAGACCUUUAUAAGCAUAUUACACAAACGUUUUAUUAGACGUAUAACUAUUAGGUAUAUAUAUUAUAAAAAAAAGAAAGUAUAAAAUAAGAUGGUGCAGUUUAAUAAUAAAUUAACUCGCAGAUGUUUCUUUUCUCAACAAAGGCGUUUUAUUACUGAAAAUUAACGGUAAACAGUCUUCAUCUAUACACCAACUUCUGCGCAAACCCGUUCGCUUAUAAAACGCGUCAAGGCGUAUCUGUAUAAUUUAUUUAUUUACUUAUUUAUUCGUAAAAUCUGUCUUUUAUAUAUAUUUUUUUACGCGAUACAGUACGCGACGCGAAGCAAUAAAAAUCGUUGGUGUGGACAGCGUCAAUUGUCGACAAAGGUGAAGCUCAAGCCUUUUUUACAUUAAUAUAAUUUGUAUUUUGUAUUAUUGACAAUUUGCAAUACCACAAUGCACUCGAUAAGGUGCGAUCCUUCGCUGGAAGGACGGAUCGAUUGAUGAAUAUUUUUUUAAAAAUUGAGCCUUCGCUCGCGCCUGUUUUUCAACGUGCAUAAUAAAGUGAAAUUUCAGAAA